Messenger RNA from Nasonia vitripennis (jewel wasp), 4587 nucleotides. It is a transcript of the gene rha, whose product is annotated as centrosomal protein of 120 kDa. The record is from RefSeq and is a predicted model, not a curated record. Gene Ontology annotation, cellular component: centrosome; centriole. NCBI's taxonomy places the organism in Eukaryota, Metazoa, Arthropoda, Insecta, Hymenoptera, Pteromalidae. Bases 894 to 3698 code for a protein of 934 amino acids. Gene Ontology annotation, biological process: interkinetic nuclear migration; centrosome cycle; positive regulation of centriole elongation. The transcript is spliced from 14 exons.
GUAUCAGUCAAAUCGCUUUAUUAACGGCUUCACAACACCCGGUCAUCUCUUUUUCAAGAGAGGACACCGACAACACCGGGAAUGUAAGGAACAAAAUAGUUUUAUUUUUUAAUUUUUAUAAUAAAGUGCUUAAAAUUGUUUAUUUUAAUAUUUUUAAUACGUUAUACGCUCCUUUUACGUAAGAAGAUUUCACAUUUUUUGCUUCCAGUAUUGAAAUAAAAUUUCAUUGUGAGAUCCAUACUUUUUACGCAUCAUGUAACCUGUAUAGGUAUCCGUCCAUCUAUCAUCUUCAUAAAUAUAAAUAAAUUAAAGUUCGUUCAAGUGUAUGUACUUAUUGUGUUGCAAAACGCUUGAUCCAUCUGUCAUAUUUAUUUUAUUGUUUUGUUAUUUAAUCAAGUCAUCUGAAAUGAGUUUAAAAUAAAAAACGCUACACGCAAUAGCUCGACAACAAAUAUAUGAUUCUAUUGUUUUCGAUUGUUACGAUUAGUGUAGCUUCUGGCUUUUGUUUUCGCUCUCCUAUUAUACUUAUAUAUGUCGAAAAGUUCACCUGCAUGUUGCUGCAGUGGAUAUGCUGGAAGCUGAAUAUCUGAUUGAUAGGUAACCUCUAAAGAAACGUUAUUUGACACCUAAUACAACUAAGCUUCAUCAACAAUUCGCAACCAACUAAUAUAGAAGUAAAUUGUUUUAUAAAAAUUACCGACGGGGAGAGUCGGAGACCACUUAGGUAUACCUAUAUGUAUAGAAACGAAUUGGCGCCAAAAAUGGCGUUGCCACAGCGUAACCAUAGCAACGCGAGCAUAGUCUGUCCAGACCGUGUCGGUUUUUUGUCACAAUUUUACAAGUUUUGAUGGUUUAUUUUUAUAUUUUUUUGCGUACAAAUGCUGUGACCAAUAAUGGAAGAUUUCACCAGUCCAAAUUUACAACUAAUUCUAGGAGUAAAGGAGGGAAGUCAUUUCGAUAGAGUCCUGAAGCCAACAAUCAUUAUAGCAACUUUAAAUGGUCACUGCCUUGAAACUAAGAAAAUUCAACCAGAUUGUAAUCCUCAGUAUGCUACAGAUUUGAUAUGGGAUACGGAUAAGAAUGCUUUGAGAAAAAUGAGAUGUAAUCAAACUCCAAUAAAAGUCGAAUGUUACGCCGUUAAUGACAAUGGCAGUCGCGAAAAGCUUGGAUAUAUUUUACUUAGUGUACGGUGUGCCCAAAUCAUUCAUCGUGAUAAAGAAUCAAAUAUCAAAACGAAUUGGCAUAAUAUACUAGGAGUGAGGAAUGACUUCAACAACUGUAAACCACAGUUGCUGCUUUAUUUGAUUAUCAAAGAAAAAACUAAUAAUCUGAUGUCUAAGGAAGAUGCACUGCCUAAAUCAAUUUAUUCAGAUAUUGCACCUGUGUGGCUUGAAGAUGAAUGUCUAAUACAACUGGGUCCAUUAGAAACUUGCCAUGACAUGUUUUUGUUAAAUAUCAUAACUGAAGCUGCAACUAAUUUAAAUUACUUGAACCAAGAAUUUAAAGAAAAUGGAAAUAAUGAUUUUGCCUUCAGUUACAAUGUUUUUGACACUAUAAUCAAACUUAAGCCAUUCAGACCAGAAUUUGAUAAAAUAUUGAUUAAUGAAAAAAUAACGAUAAAAAUAAGAACAUCUAUGACUGUACUCAUGAACUAUCUGUACACCAAGCCACAUUUUUUUGUCAAAUUAAAGCACAAAAGCUUCAUGAUAGGGCAAUCAGAAGUUGAUUUACGGUUUUUAAUAACUACAAGUAGUCUACAGGAAUUUAGGCAACUGAACAAAAAUGCUACUUCUGCGCUAGAUCAUUACUGUGUCUUUAAGAAUCUCCAUUCUAAGGAAUGUAAGGGAGAUUAUAGAAGAGGAGGUGAAGAAAUUGAUAAAUUACCAAGUUUGAAAAUCCAUGUACAAUUGCAAAGUAUAGAAUCAAAGGGUGUGACCAGCGAGGGAAAUAUAUCUAAUUAUCAUUACUCACCAAGACCACAGGUAGCACAGAAUAAUCCUGUUUCACUACUAAAACAACACAACUAUUUUGAAGGACAAAAGAGUCACUCAAAUUUCCAUAACAGAGUACCAAGUGUAUCAUCGUUGGAAAAAAUGAUUCAUUUUCCUGAAAGAUCUGCACAUCACAAAAAUACAUCCAUAAUGAAUAAUGGCUUGCAUCAUAGUAUGGAAAAUGUCUCUAAACCUACAAGUAAUCAUAACAGUUACUGUUUGAAUGUUCAUCUGGACUCCAUCAAGUUUUUUGAUUCUAAAUCUGAUGUAAAAAAUAUCGAAUUCAGAUUUUAUCAUCCUCAUGGUGAGAUAAUUACUACCAUUAGUAAAAGUGUUUCAGUCACAGCAGAACAAACUAUACAACUGAAAGAUGUCAAGUGUAAAUUGCAUUUCAUAUCUCCUUCUGAUGAAAUAGAACAGUUAUUGACGACAUUUGCUCCUAAAAUCAAUAUUUCUGAUACAACUUUUAGUGAAAGAAAAUGUAUUGCCCAAAUAUCCUUGGAUGUCAAAAGAUUGUUUGUUGGAGAAAAGCCAGAAUGUCAUUAUGUAGAUUCACUUGUAGAUUGUCAUAUGCGUAAGGAAAUUGGAAAUGCCGAGAUAACUAUGGUUCUUGAGGAUUAUAAUCUCUCAGCAUUAAAUAGGAUCCAGAAAGGAACACCGGAAACAGUAUUGGACAACAGUUUGGCUUAUAAAAUCGUAGACGAGUUAGAAACUUGGAAGGAAAGGCAAAAAGAGAUGUUCAAAGAUGAGUUACGGAAAAAAGAGGAAAUGCACUUGAGAUUACUAAAUGAGGAAUGGCAAAGGCGACGUGCAUGUUUGGAAUCGCAAUUAGCAACAAACGUUGAACAAUGCAAAGUUUUGGCUAGCAAUUUAAGCAAAGCUACUGAAGAUUUACGAACACGAAAAAUUCAGAGUUUAGAAAAGGAAACAAAAUUGAUACAAGCUAACGAAGAGCUACAGUGGAAAUACGAUCGAAAAUUACACCAGUUGCAAAAUGCUCUCCAAAAAAUGCAAGAGGAAUUUUCGUCAAAACUCAUGAGUUUGGAAGAGCAGAACAGAAGCUUACUUUCACAAAUCGAACUUUUGAACGAGAAAAACUAUGAACUAGAAAAGAUUCGACGCGAUCAAAACGAAAAAAUAGAAGCGCAUAAGAAAGCAUCAUUGACUGAAGAUCAAACAACGUCUGUAUUACAACAAUUGAAAAAUCUAGAGGAAAAAUUGGACAAGGCUCAAAGGAGUAAAGCAUUUUUUAAAGAACAAUGGAGUAAGGCUGUCAAAGAGAUACAUAUGCUAAAAAUGGAAAAUCAACAAGCCGUUGAGUGCCAAAUAAGAAACAGUAAAACUGAACUAGAUAACUUAGAUUUGGAAGAGAUUUUACAUGCCGACUCGACCGCUCUUACUUAUGAUCAAAUGGCUUUAAACCAAAUACAGCGAGAAAUUGACAUAAUGCACCCAGAAUCCGGUCUACAGUAUUUCAAAUCAAAUACCAGUGAUCGUAUAUUGAAUUCGCUAACUGAUAUAUGCUCGAAUAACGAUCGAAACUAUCCAAGAUCAGAUAUAUCAACAAAUUCCAGUUCGAGUGACGGAAAGCUCAAUAUGCUCAUAGAGAAGCGUGAUUCUCUUUUAAAAAAUGGCAACUUCACUAGCGAAGACGGAGUCAUAAUUAAACUGAACGCAGAAAUAAGAUCGAUAUUAAUGAAAAGCUGAUGUUAAUUUUGUUUUUCAUAGGAAAAUUUAAUGCCACAAGAGUCUUAUAAGUUAAUUGUACAUAAUGAGUCAUCGACUUUUAAAUUAUAAUCGUGUGUAAAUGCAUAUGUGAGUGCAUCAACAUAAAUUUGUACAUACGUGAAUAAUGUAUAAAGUUAAGAGAUACCAAAAACUACUGCAGAAAUCGGUGAUUCUUUUGUCAAACUUUGUAGAAGUAAGGAAGAACGUUGAGUGGAGCCGGAUAGUCGUUAAGCCACAUAGGACCAGCGUAAAGUUUAUCACUAUUCGCGUCCUUCCAGUUACCUGUGGGAAGGUAGACGUCGCGACUGAGUGCGCCCUCUUCGAUCACUGGCGCUACCAGGAUUUCUUCUCCGAGAAGAAAGGAAGCAUACCGUCGUUGAUUUGGUGGGCUGGCAUGUUCAAAGGAUCAACCCACCAGAUGGGUGGAUUGACAGGCGCUCCUGUCUCCACUGCUUUCUUCAUGAGAGCCACUAUCUUCGGCGCUAUCUUAGCGUGCAGAUCAGUGAAAGUCUUGCAGAUGGUGAUAGUCUGAAAAUGAAGUUCAAAAAUAAAACUUUCCAUCGACAAAUACUGAAAAAUUUUUUAGUCAGUGAACUUACCUCAGCGUCAAAGUCCCAAGAUCGAAUCCACAACAGUGACACUUCCUUCCCACGACGGUGUCACACAGUUUGCGAUGCACUUUUUUCCACGGAUGGACAUCGACUGACGAGGUGAUCGAAUUGAAGCGACUCUCGGAGCUGUAAAGAUAACACGGAUCGUCCAAGAACAGCAUGCGAUCGAUAGAUUACUCUGAUGUUUUUCCGCGCGUGUGUGUGUAUAUGACCCUGUGUAAACCAACUGUAUCAACAAACAUUCGCAGUAAGAUUGA